Messenger RNA from Carcharodon carcharias (great white shark), 3106 nucleotides. It is a transcript of the gene elac1, whose product is annotated as elaC ribonuclease Z 1. Lineage: Eukaryota; Metazoa; Chordata; Chondrichthyes; Lamniformes; Lamnidae. The transcript has 3 exons. The record is from RefSeq and is a predicted model, not a curated record. Gene Ontology annotation, cellular component: nucleus. Bases 4 to 1122 code for a protein of 372 amino acids. Gene Ontology annotation, molecular function: 3'-tRNA processing endoribonuclease activity.
GCCAUGGCCAUGGAGCUGACCUUUUUGGGCACGGGCUCAGCCUAUCCGUCCCCCAGCCGCGGGGCCUCGGCCUUGGCACUGCGAUACCAGGGCGAGUGUUGGCUCUUCGAUUGCGGCGAGGGGACUCAGACUCAGUUCAUGCGGAGUCAGCUGAGAGCAGGGAAAAUUGCAAAGAUUUUCAUUACUCAUCUCCAUGGUGACCAUAUGUUUGGUUUGCCUGGUCUCUUGUGCACAGUGAGUCUCCAAAGUAGUCCUCUCUCAAACAAACAACCUGUUGAGAUUUAUGGGCCUGUUGGAUUAAGGAAAUUUCUGAGGACAAGCAUGGAACUUUCUCACUCACAGUUGCUCUUCCCAUAUGUAGUCCAUGAACUGGUUCCAACAGAAGAUCAGUGCUUCCCUGAGGAAUGGAGGGAACCUUGUAUACAGAAAGUGGAUGAUCAGCUUCAUCCUCAGGAACUGCCAGGAAAAACAAUUUAUCUUAAUCCUCAGGAAGACUAUUACAAUCUUGUCACUCAUGAACAGUUCAUCGUAAAAGCUUUCAGGCUUUUUCAUCGCAUACCAUCUUUUGGGUUUGUAAUUGAGGAGAGAAAACGACCUGGAAAACUUAAGACACAGAAACUGAAAGAUAUGGGUGUUCAACCAGGACCUUUGUAUGGGAAACUAAAAAACGGACAAACCAUCACUCUUAACAAUGGCAUUACGGUUUUUCCCAUGGAUGUACUAGAAGCUCCUAUUCCAGGUCGGAAAAUAUGCAUUUUGGGAGAUUGCUCACGUAUUGUGGGUGACAUGGGUAAAAAGCUUUGCAUUGAUGCAGAUGUGCUGGUGCAUGAGGCCACACUAGACGACAGUCAGUCAGACAAGGCUGAGGAACAUGGACACUGCACUCCAAAGACUGCUGCAGAGUUUGCAAAAUCGUGUAAAGUUAAACGACUGAUCCUUACUCACUUCAGUCAAAGAUACAAGCCUACACCCUUGACUAAUGCUGGAGAUGAUGAUGUAAUGGAACUGAAGACACAGGCUGAGCUGGUGCUGGAAGGACAGGAAGUGACACUAGCUGAAGAUUUUAUGGUGAUUGAAAUCCCUUUCAACAAGGCAAAGCAACAAAUAAUCCCAGCACAUUAAAAAAAAUUCUGAAGUAAUGUAACAUUAGACUAGAUUCUGAAUCAAUAUGUUAAACUUUACAGCAAGAUUAAAUCACAAAUAAUGUAGGUUUUACAAAUUUAAGAUGGAGGUAUAAUUUGUUACUAUAAGGUAAUCAGCUUUCAAUCAAUCUCCUUGGUUAACUUGACUAUGUGGACUGGAAGUGGAAGCAAUGAUGUCUGCCAUUUGCUCUUGGUCUCUGUGGUGUGGAUGCUGUAAGUUCAGGAGGAAUCUGUGUUAUAUUUAAAAGUCCUCAUUUCCACCAUGCGCUAUGCCUUGGUUAGGGUUUAAACCUUCUGCUGAGUGAAAUUUGAGGUAAUGUGGAAUUUAUUAAUUUCCAAGCAAUCAACAUUUAUGAUCAGAUGGCUAGGGCAAUUGCUGUCGAGAUGGAGGGGUGGGGGUGGAAUUUGAAUAUUCUUGUUGCUUGCACAUUUGGCAUCCAGUGAAACGUAUUCCACCUUCACUGUCUGGAAAAAUUUAACCACAGAUGGCAAGUUUGAAUUGCAAGCCUUAUCUUGCAAUGGGACAUCAUUCUAAUGCUGUUAUUCUCAAUAAGUAGACUUUUAUGAAAUUUCUAACAGCUUACCACGUUUAUUCAGUGUGUAGUUGAACCAUACAAAUAGGCAAUGCCCCAUGUUCUUAUUUUAUCCUGAAUUAGAUGAUCUUAGUGGGACAACAUUGGGGUACUUUCAGCACAUUCUGGUUUUGGAGGGGGAAAUGUAGUCAGUGUUCCUGCUUCUGACUGGUAUCCAGUGACGCUCUUGAAGUUCCCAAUUGUGAAUAGUGGGGGAAGGGCAAGGUUGUGUUUGAUUUUGAUUUGUUUUUCACCUACCCCACUCCCACCUACAAGAAGUCAAUAACAAACCAUUCAAUUUUAACUUUGGUCAUAAAUGUUCAAAUGGCCAGCUAGUAAAGGUGAACUGAAUGAUAGUAACAAUUACACCCCAGUCUUUUCCUGAUCUCUUGAAGCUGCUGGCCUGCUGAAAUGCUAUUUCCCAGGCAAUAGUGGUCUUCUGGUAGCUUACUAAAGUGAACAUUCUUAAUCUGAAUCUGGCGAGUGAGCUUUAUCCAAGAUUGAUUUGUAUCCACAUACAUGCAGGGAUCCUUGUAUAAUAUGCUGGCUUCUCUGUCUCCACAGUCUUUGGACCUUAGAGGCCAAUUUUAGUAUUAUACCACUGUUCCAGCUGAGAUACACUAAUUCACAAGAGAUUAAGGGGUUGAACCUGGGAUUUCAAGGCUUAAAACUAUAUCCUGUACAGUAUUAUGUUUGUCAGUAGAAGCAUUAGUAUGUCCCAGAAAGGUAAUUUUAGCUGAAUACUAUGUGAUACAAUAGAUGGAACCACAAAAGCGUUGCACAGUGGAGAUGUAAACUGUAGUUUAUUUGCCAUGGUUUCCCAACUUCAAAUGUGGAGAGAAGAAAUACUCCUGAAGGGGUGUUUGACUGGCAAACCCGAGUUUGAGGACGACUGGCAGAUAUUUUGGGAGCAGUUCUUGAGUCCAUUCUGCUAGCUGAGAUAGGCUGUACAAUAUACUUCAGGAAUGCCAUCCAGAGGCCGAGCCAAUGUUUGAGAAAUUUAGCUUGUAUGGAAUGUUGCAUUUUUUCCCUAUUUAGCUCUACUAACAAGAUUUAAAGUGGAAUUGUAGUGUCAUGGUGAUGCCUCAAAUUGAAUGUUUGCUGUACACUGCCCACUAUCCUUGUUUUGUAUCAUUAUGAAUGAUUUGUGCGGUAGGGAAGUCUUUCUUGGACUGCCUCUAAUAACUGAUGAAAUGGUUAAAGAUAGAUGACAGAGACAAUAGCAAGUCCUCAGUGUUUCAAUUUCACGUUUAUGGCUAUAUGUGAACUGUUAGAACAUAUCUACAUUUCAAGUUGUCUCAACUACACAUAAGCUAUUUUCUUCACAGUUAAUUUAAUUCCAGAUCUUCAGACUAUAACUGCUGCUGAGGGAUUGGCUAACCUGCACCAUCU